AGUGAGAUCCUACCCGCACAGCUGAUGUUGUCAAAUGACUGGACACGGCUACAAGAAUUGACCAAUGGCGACUCAGCGUUUCGGAGGUUUUCCGCUUCCCCUGAAGUUCUUGACAGAUCCGACUCCAGAUUGAAAGAAUUCAAGAUGGCUGCUACAGGUUGUAAGUAAAGAGGUAACUCCUGGUUCAUGCUGCUGUGCAUGAAGCUGUCCUGAGGUUGCAGUGUUGCAAGUGCAAGUACUACAUCCCCAAGCUCCUCUUGCAUCUCAUCAUGUCCUCCACCUCUUCCUCGUACUCCUCCUCGGGGGAGACUAGUCCAGAGGAUGUACCCCGAGGUGGGGGCACCAUCCGAGUCUACCUCCCAAACAAACAGAGGACAGUGGUGAAUGUUCGUGGAGGACAGACUGUGUACGAGAGUCUAGACAAAGCACUCAAAGUGAGAGGCCUAAGUCAAGACUGCUGUGCUGUGUUCCGCCUUCUAGAAGGUCGUAAGAGACUGACAGACUGGGACACAGACAUCACUCCUCUGGUUGGAGAGGAGCUUUUAGUCGAGGUCCUUGAUGAUAUUCCCCUCACCAUGCACAACUUUGUACGGAAAACCUUCUUCAAGCUAGCUUACUGUGAUUUUUGCCACAAGUUUCUUUUUAAUGGCUUCAGAUGUCAGACAUGUGGCUACAAAUUUCACCAGCACUGUAGUAGCAAGGUCCCUACUGUUUGCGUCGACAUGGAUACUGUGAGCAAACGGUGUGAUCCUAAUCCUUGCACAGAUGAGUACCCACAGAUACUAUUGCCAGAAAAUUCCCCUUCACAGAGCAACCUAGCCUUAACCCCAGAGCCUGCUGGGAUGGACCUCUUGUCCCCAACCUCGGCCUUUCACUUCCCCAUGCCUGGAGGAGAUGGCCAGUCCCUACAAAGGCAUCGCUCCACCUCCACUCCCAAUGUUCAUAUGGUCAGCACAGUGGGCCCUGUUAGUGCCAGCAUGAUCGAGGAAGCACUGAAAUACAACAUCCCAACAGGUCCUGAGCCCUCACCGAAGCCCUCCACCAGCCCUCCCUCUUCCCUUGGCUCUCCAGGUAGGAGACCACCAAAGUCUCCCUCAGAGCACAAGGAGCGCAAGCCCUCCUCAUCCGAUGACAAAAAGAAAGUGCACCGAGGUGGCUACAGAGACUCGAGUUACUACUGGGAGGUCCACUCUCGAGAAGUGACCAUUCAGAAGAGAAUAGGUGCUGGCUCCUUCGGGACAGUCUUCAAGGGGAAAUGGCAUGGAGACGUGGCAAUCAAGAUCCUCAAGGUCACUGAACCAACGCCUGAACAGUUACAGGCCUUCAAAAAUGAAAUGCAGGUCUUACGGAAGACCCGCCACGUCAACAUCCUGCUGUUCAUGGGCUACAUGACUAAGCCCAACUUUGCCAUCAUCACACAGUGGUGUGAAGGCAGCAGCCUGUACCGCCAUCUGCAUGUCUCUGAAACCAAGUUUGAGACAAUGAGGCGCAUUGAUGUGGCCAGACAGACGGCACAGGGCAUGGAUUACCUUCAUGCGAAGAACAUAAUUCACCGAGAUCUGAAAUCAAAUAAUAUUUUUCUCCAUGAGGGCUGGACUGUUAAGAUAGGUGACUUUGGCUUGGCCACAGUGAAGUCUCGGUGGAGCGGUUCUCAACAGGUGGAACAGCCGAGUGGAUCCAUUCUCUGGAUGGCUCCUGAGGUGAUCCGGAUGCAGGACAGCAACCCAUAUACGUUCCAGUCUGACGUAUACGGCUAUGGAGUAGUGCUGUUUGAGCUGAUGUCAGGGACCCUGCCUUACUCCAAUAUCAACAACAGAGACCAGAUAAUCUUUAUGGUUGGACGUGGUUACCUGUCUCCCGACCUCAGUAUGCUGUAUAGUACCUCUCCAAAGUCAAUGAAAAGGCUGAUUAUUGACUGCCUGAAGUUUAAACGUGAUGAGAGGCCCCUGUUUCCACAGAUCCUAGUGGCCAUUGAGCAGGUACAAGACCUGCUGCCAAAAAUUGAGCGGAGUCGCUCAGAGCCAUCGCUCCAUCGGGCCGUCCAUGCAGAGGAACUGAAUCCCCUCCUGUUCCACACCACCAGGCUAUUGCCCCUCUAAGCUCCCUGCAGCGGUGGGCAGAGAGGCUGUCAAUCAGUCCAACACCACGUCAUUCCUGUGCCUCGGAGAGGCCACAGCUGGACCUCCUGACAGACCACGACCCCCCCAGCUCACUCUCUGCCCCCACAGAGCCUUGGAGCUUCACCACUCAGUAACAAAGUGCAGAAAUAACCUUAAAAUGUUGCUUAGAGUGAUAGUGAAUGUUGUUCUUCUUUAUACAAGUGAUAAAUAUCUGGUCACUCAUGAAAGAAUGGUUGACUGUAUCUAGAAGUAAGUUAAAAUGCCUACAGAGAUCAGGCCAACAGAGAAAAUUCAUCUAACAGGUUGACUUCAUGAGACACUGACCUUAUGCGAGUGACAGGAUGUUGACUUGUUUUGACAAAAAUGUAAAAUCAUUAUGUUUUACAUGUGCACUGCAAAAUUGCACUGCUCAUUUCCAACAGUAAAAUAGUCUUACUCAGUCAGACCUUUGAGGAGCACUGUGAUCAUGGUCAAACAUUUUAAUCUGUUUAACUCAGCCAUGAUGCCUGUUGGUUCAGGUCACCUGAUUAGCUUACAUACUUCAAAUACUCUGUGGUAAUGCGCCUCUUUUGGUGUAAUGUAAUGUAAAUGAGGUUGAAGUGCUGAGAUGUGAAGCAAGUGAUUUCAAAGCAGAUGAAGUGCCUGUUUGAGAGUGUUUUUUUUUUAUUAAAGAUAGGAUAUUUUGUCUCAUUUGGAACCUCCAGUCAUUACUGCAGACACAAACAAUAUAUUUAAUCACAACAACAAAGCAGCCUGAAGAGGCAGAGGGAGAUACACUAAGACCUUUAGAAUAGGUUUGUACAAGUUUGUCCAUACACUGAGCUAUGCAGAACUAUUGAACUAUGUGAAACUGUCUGCAUAUCGAAGCAUAGCAGUGAAAGACCAACUCUUUAGAAUAACAUUUCUUUAUCUGGACAGAUGUCCUUAAGCAGGCACUCCUUUGUCUUUCAAAUUACCAAGUAAUUUUGAACCCAAGCUUCAAUCGACCCACCUGUCAACUGUCACAGUUCAAACACCAAAAGAGGAUUUUUACGUGUGGAAGUUGAGUUGUCCAAGCAGGACCUGGUCAUAUUGGCUGUAAAUUCAAACCAGAGAUAAGCAUUAGAUAAAGAUGUGCAUUCUAAUUCUCUUUAAAAUCUGUUUAGUCUUAAAACCAAAUUGUCUGGGAACAAUACAACUGGCCAAAUUUAACUUGAUUCAGUAAUUUUUUUCAGAGUUUUACAAACAUAAUAAUGGAAUCAUGCUCCAUCUUAAUCCGCUAUCAAUUCCUGGAUCAAAAGGAUUUCAAGUUGUGAUGUUAUUUACCUGACUUUUGUUUUUGCAUUAAGUUCAGGUUGAAUGCAGGAUUCAUUUGUUGGGACCAAUAUUCUCCAGGGAAGAAUAUUUCUGAUAUUCAACAUUUCCAAGUCAAAAUUUUGCGUUACCACACAUUUUACUAAUGUCAGUGCAGUAAAACAAAACUUUGAAAAAAAUCAGUUAAAUCACCCAGGAGAAUAUUUAAAUGUUCUGCUUUGGGGCUCAGUAAACCGACCACUAUUAACAACUCCCAACAUUUCAGACAUGGGUGAGUGUGACCGGUUAUCUUGUGUAAAAUCAAAAGUUUGCUGGUCUACCCCAACACGGUGACAAUGAAAAAUUCCUGCGUUUUAUUCCACAGAUUUCUUUUGUACUAGUUUAAAAUCAGAAUGUCAUCACUCUCUGGAUUCCAGGAUUGGAGAUAGGAUGGCUUUUACUGAGGUCAUAUCAUAAAUUGUCAUUUUUAGCCUAACGAGGAACUGACAAAUCCUAGCAAGAGAUAGUCAUAGGUAAAUGUUAAGUUGUAUUGCUGCUACAUUUUGUGACAUUUUCAUUUUUUUUCUACACCUAGAACAUGAGAGACACUUGUCCCACCUGACCGCACACAGCUUAACACGUAUUUUGCUACCCUGUCUUAAAACAAAUUCUUAAUGCCCUCAAACCUUGCAUCAUGGAUUAGCUACUAUAUUAUAUGCAUACAUGCCCACACGCAAACACUUAAAGUACUACUGUGAUUCUUCGGUGGAAUAAUUGACACUGUGAGUGACGUGGUAAUUGGUUCCUCAAAAUAACAGUUGUAGACCUUACUUAAUGUAAGAAUGUUUUGUUGCUUUUUUCCAGGCAAAAAGCUAAAUUGGGUUUCUAUUGAAACAAGAAAGCAUGGGAAUCUUUUGAUGGAAGUAUGAUGACAGUAAUUCAACAUGUUCAUAUUCUUCCACUAGUUUUUCAAUCUUUAAAUAAAAAUUCCUUCUCCUGCUCUCACCUCUGGAAAAAAAUGAUCGAGCUAAACAGUGACUUGUUGACCAUGUUGCUCACAGUGUUAUCUCUGCUUUAGUCAUGGAACUAGUUCCUGAUGUCUUUUGUCCAAUAUGGUAAAUGGACACACACAAAAACCUCCAUUCGUUUCCCCCAGUUACUUUAUGACCCAUGAGGCAAUGCUCAGGUGUAUCAGGCUUCAUGAUGCAAUAACUUUCCUAUAGGUGGAUGUAUCGUAACUUAAGCUGAGAUGGUUAAUACAACCUGCCUUACAUAACGCUAGCACAGGGUAAAAAUACAGGCUACAGCUACUUUAAGACCUUCCUAAUCAAAGAUGAAACUAAAGUGGUGUUUUGGUUGUAGUUUAGAGGUCAGUGUCUGCUGCAUUACGGGCUCUCGUUGACAUUGAAUUCAACUCAGGAUUGGUCGAACAUGACGGCUGCUCCAGUUGUUGGAGAUUAUUUACUGUGCCUUGUUGAUCGGGGUGCAGACUGAAACACAGCUCCCACUGAGCAAAAUACAUCAUGGAAUUUAAUUUUAGUUUGGGACACUGAGCAUUUCAAGGAUUAAAAAUAUAAUCCCACGUGAAAGCAUUGUACACUGAUAUUGACCCAUGAGAUCUGGAGGUGGAAGGUGGGACUUUGUGCUGAACCAUGCUGAGAGCUGCUCUCUCAGCUUAUCUGAUCUGUGACACUAGUGGGAGAUACUGUAUUUCUGUUGUUAGUGUCUGCACUACCAAUGUUAAUGAUUCCAGUGGGGCUUCAACAGAACAGGAUUGUGGCGUCUGCUUAGUGGUUUCAGAUCUGCUCUGAAUAGAAGUAACCACGCUUGGUGUGGUCAGAUUAUUAGAGACAAAAUAAAAGCACUACUUGAGAAACUUUAGCUUUGGCCUUCUGCCAAUAAGGUUACAGAGGACAAACGGUAGCAUCAGCAGCAGUUGUACUUUGGGUUGAAUAAAGGUUCUGUCAGUAGAUACAUACCUGAUCUUUUUAGUCACAGUACAAGUAGUACUUUUUAACACGUUCCUGUUUGUUUCGAAAGCAAACAAGAUACAAAAGUAGAUGUUUGAAUAAUAGUUUCUGUAACAGUUUGCCCAAUGGUCAUAGAAUUGUGGAUGUUCAGUUUUCCAUUUUUCUAAGCACUUUAAGGACUUGAUGUGUUGAGGAGUAGAUUUUUGUCAAAAACAGCAGCUCUCAGCCCAUGAUCCAUUGAGUAUCUUGUGUACUCCAUUGCUAAAUGGAGACUGCGUUGAGUGAAAUGGUCAGAAGCCAGAACAGCCACUAAAAGGACCUUGUUUUAAGUUUAUGUCUCUGUUCACUGCAGUUGCACAUUGUUGGUCCAGUUUGUGCUACUGGUCAAGGUGUCCACUGAAACACCUGCGGUCCUACGUAGACAUGGUGAUCGUUGGGUGGAUACAAAUACAGAGUGUAGAAAUAGCAGCACCUUCCUUAAUAUUGUAUCCACUCUUUCAGGGUGUCCUUUACCAGAGCUUUUACGCAGAAAUAUUUUCUCUAAAUGUUCUACAUUUCUGUAGCACUCUCCUGUGUGUGACUGGUCUUUUUCCUGGAUCUAAAGGUAACAAUUAGGGUAACUCUUUGAUUUAGUUGUUUAUGCACUUGUUGCUACUAUGGUUUGGAUUUGAUCAAUUCAAAGCUCACUGUAUUAGCGUUAUGAUUCAUAUGAGUCUUGGUUCUAGCGUCACACUUGAGUAUAAAUACGCUUUCAGCAGCUGUGAGGGAGAAGUGUUGGGUGGUGUUGGGUGCUCUGCUGACCGGCUUCCUGUGUAAUACUGUAUGUGAUGUGACUGAGCAUGAAGUGGAACAGAUGUUUAUGUCUGUUAGUUGUUGACGAUUAAACCUUGAAACUUUAGUGUUGUGAAACUAGGGGCUGGGAACCCAAACUAUUCUUACUCAUUCCAGUUAUACUGAUGGAUCAUGGUUAUGUGUGGGGGGUGGGCAUUUAUUAACUGGGGUUGGAAAAGGCAGUGCUUGUCUUACUCUUAUUUAUUUAAGACCAUGGCUCUCUGAAGUGGAUGAAAUGUUUCCACAGACAGAUCGCGCUUUGAAACGUUUAUUUCUUCUCCACGGCAUCUCCAACAAGAAUGUUCUUUUAGGCACGGUACUGUCUGUCCCUUCCAAUCACUUUUAUUCUGAUACCGUUUACUGCAGGGGCAUUUGUCAUGGCUGUUCUUUUAGAUAUCUUUAGCACAGCGUAGUUUUGGCAACAUUUUGUUCAUAGGGUUUCACUACGUUAGCAUUUAUUAAUGGCAACACUUCAGAAUACUGUAAAAGUACCUUGUUAUUUUGGUGAGUGGUGUGAUCAACUUGAGCCUGUCCUGUGAUAUUUAAGUGUAGCUUUUAAGUAUUUGUUUGGCCUGAAGCUGCUGAGACGUUGAAAACAAACCCAUCAUUUCUAAACAAAGCGCUUUGUAUAAACUUGAGCAAUAGCAAGGACAGAAUGUCUUUUUUUUUUUUUAUCUGAAUGCAAGAUCAGGAAUACUUUAUAACAAUGUUGGACCAGGUUUCCUGUGCAUCGUUGCUCAGAGCUCAGAGGGACUUGAUGUAGCCAAUGACUGUAUUUGCCUGUUCACAAAGGACAUUUAAUCAUUGUGGCUCAAAUUUUUGUUAGUUUGGACUGUAAAAGACUGUCACAGACAAUUUCAUCAGGUAUCGAAAGGAGGAGGGAAGAGAGUGCCUCACUCACUGGAAAUCCCUGUAAAAAUGGACCGGAAUGGCGUCUUGUCUCAUUCAAGAUACUGUGCUGCCUCUGGAGACUUGUAGAGCCACUGGAGGAGAAAAGUAGUCUUAACACAGCUGAUUGUCUGUCUGAGUGAGAAGAGGAUGAGAGCUGUAUCAGAAUAGUUUUUUUUUUUGUCUUUUCAUAUCUGUAGACGAAUUACAAUACUUGUGUUUAUAGUUACUGAGGUGUCAGGGUUGUUCCGUUUGCAAUAAAUGGUAUAUUCUGCUGUGUACAGUUACAUUUUUUUAUUAAAAAAAAUUGUACUUGUUUAUAUUUUUUGUGUGAUGUUUCAGAAGAACAAAAUUAUUUUAAGUGUAAAGGAAAUCUUAGUAUUUUUUUAGUUUAUUGUCUUAAAAUAUUGAUGCAGGAUUUAUUCUUUAAAUAAAUAAACUGUUCUGUGUUA
Pleuronectes platessa (European plaice) is the source of this 7533-nucleotide messenger RNA. RefSeq names its product A-Raf proto-oncogene, serine/threonine kinase (gene araf). The coding region runs from base 270 to 2099 and encodes 609 amino acids. Gene Ontology annotation, molecular function: ATP binding; protein kinase activity. The transcript has 16 exons. The record is from RefSeq and is a predicted model, not a curated record. Gene Ontology annotation, cellular component: cytosol; mitochondrion. Lineage: Eukaryota; Metazoa; Chordata; Actinopteri; Pleuronectiformes; Pleuronectidae. Gene Ontology annotation, biological process: signal transduction; protein phosphorylation.